Messenger RNA from Leptonychotes weddellii (Weddell seal), 668 nucleotides. RefSeq names its product transmembrane protein 160 (gene TMEM160). The record is from RefSeq and is a predicted model, not a curated record. Lineage: Eukaryota; Metazoa; Chordata; Mammalia; Carnivora; Phocidae.
CCGUAGUGCGAACCAUGGGAGGCGGCUGGUGGUGGGCUCGGGCCGCCCGACUGGCCCGGCUCUGCUUCCGGGGGGCGCUGCUGCCGCCUCCGCGGCCCCGGAGCGGGGGCGCCCGGGGGUCUUUCGCCCCCGGCCACGGCCCCCGCGCCGGGACUUCGCCACCCCCCGUGUCCGAGCUGGAUCGUGCGGACGCCUGGCUCCUUCGGAAGGCGCACGAGACAGCAUUCCUCUCCUGGUUCCGCAAUGGUCUCCUGGCAUCAGGUAUCGGGGUCAUCUCCUUCAUGCAGAGUGACAUGGGUCGGGAAGCUGCCUAUGGCUUCUUCCUGCUGGGCGGCCUGUGCGUGGUGUGGGGCGGCUCCUCCUACGUGGUGGGCCUGGCGGCGCUGCGGGGACCCAUGCAGCUGUCGCUGGGGGGCGCGGCGGCGAGUGUGGGGGCCGUGCUGGCCGUAGGCCUGCUCUGGGCUUGUGCCGUCGGCCUCUACAUGGGUCAGCUGGAGCUGGAUGUGGAGCUGGUGCCCGAGGACGACGGGACGGCGGCUGCUGAAGGCCCCGAUGAAGCAGGCCGGCCACCACCAGAGUGAGUGGCUGGGCCAUGGGGAAUGGCCGGGCGCUGGACGGCCGGGGGCCCAAGGACCGGGACAUUAAAACCUGACCCUUCGCCUGCUCCA